AUGUCGGCGGCCGUGCUCGGACAGCUAUUGUCGGCAUGCGCCGGGGCCUAUUCAGCAGCCUCAUCGGCUGUGUGGUGGGCCGCUUCUCUGCCGCCGACGUGCAAAGAAAGCAUGACCCACACAGCCCUCACAUGCAGCGGAGCGACGCCUCGUUACUUCACCCCGGCUUUCGGACCGCUGGCCCUCGCAUGGGGGUGGCUUCUGGUGGGCGUCCUGCUUGGCUUUCUCUUCCGCCGAGCCGUGUGUGCGAUUGUCGGGCUGGCGGGAGGUCGCCCCUCGCAGUGCCCCUCACCACGCACCCCGUGGAGCUGGGAGGCCCUCCUGCGCGAGCUUUCGGCCCGCAAUCAGGACCCUCACCGGCACGAGGUGUUGCAGAAUUUGCUACAGGGAUGCGAGGCGGCGUUGGAAGAACUUUGCCGGGCAUCGCAGCGCACACCAGCUUCUUUGAUGGCCCAUCUUGUCGCCAACCACUCCGAGGUCGCAGACGCUGCGGCCCUGCGUCCCCCGACUUUGGCCCCUCGCCGACGGCGCGUUGGGGAAGCUGCCCACCCUGGCCCACCAUGCGAAAGCGAUGUGUCGGGGCGUCGUGAAGGGCUUUACGUGCCUUUAUUGCACGCAGGAGCCGGUAAUUUGAGCGAGCGCGCGUUGCAGGCUUGGAGGGUCACUCCGGAUUUCGGGCCUCGGUUUAGCGAGCUUGCAGCCAAGUUGCGCGGGGCAGCGCCAGUAGCGCCAGGCCAACUCGCUCGAUCGUUGCUAGCGCUGUGGCGGAUUGCGAAGCCCACGAUGCCCAGCGAAGCGUGGCAGCGGAGGAUCGCUUUGGCAUCGGUGUUGACCGCGCUGCCUGACGCGCCGCUACCACUGCAGGCUGCCAUUGUUCUGUGCAUGGGCCCCGACGGCUACCUCACAGCGGCAGCACAGUCAGCGCUGCUCGAAUCCGACGCUGGCGCGAUUGCCGCCGCAGCCACACGGGCUUUGGCCGAUGAUGUGCGAGCAACGCAUGGUACAGACCCGGCACGGCGCUCGCCUACGACGCGACGGGGCCUCCGACGAGCUCGCCGCCGGACUGCACCUUGCGACUCAGCCCGCACGGAGGAGAGAGAGAGACGAGGGCGAUGGUGGAGUGCCUAUUUGCCCAUCGAAUGCUGA
Messenger RNA from Symbiodinium sp. CCMP2592, 1146 nucleotides. Lineage: Eukaryota; Dinophyceae; Suessiales; Symbiodiniaceae. The record is from the annotation of a GenBank genome assembly.